Molecule: messenger RNA, 3224 nt
Organism: Ylistrum balloti
Lineage: Eukaryota; Metazoa; Mollusca; Bivalvia; Pectinida; Pectinidae
Product: coiled-coil domain-containing protein 57-like
Exons: 21
Coding region: 1-3183 (1060 amino acids)
Source: RefSeq, a predicted model, not a curated record
AUGGCUGAUUCAGAUGAAAAUUGGAAGGAAUUGGCUGCCCAGAAGGAAAGAGAAUGGAAGGAAGUCACAAAUCAAAGAAUACAAACCCUGGAGGCAGCUUACAAAGACAAGGAUAGACAGCUUCAAGAGGAAAAAGCAAAAUUCACAAAACUUAAAGAAGAUUUCAAGUACAACAUGAAAGUCCUCGAGGAGAGAGACAAGGAACUAGAAACAUAUGACCUAACUUUCAGUGAGCUGAAGUCCAGCCUGAAUGUAAAGAAUGGAGAGAUUAGUGAGAUGAAGAUUAAGUUGGAUGACAUGAAAACCUGGAGUGACAGGGAGAACCAAGCUCGAGAAGAACUGCAACUUCACUAUCAACAAAGAUUGAAAGAGAAACAGGCAGAAAUUGAUUCUUACAGAUGUUCCAAAGACUCUGAGUUACAGCAGGAAAGAAAAGAAUUUGAGAAUUUCAAAAGGAAUCUUCAGAGAAAAUUGACUGAAGUUGAAGAAGAACUGGAUACACAAAGAAGGGAACUUAGUGCAGAAUUUGAAGAUUCCUUGAAGAGAAGGGAGCAUGAAUUUCGUUUACAAACAGAUGAAAUGAGCACAAAAGUUUUAGAGUAUGAACUAAAGGCCAAGUUAUUGGGUAAGGAGAUGGAGAUAAUGAAGGCAGCACAGGACAGGAAUGCCAAGGAAUACACUGAGGUUGAGAAGAAUCACAGACAGCUAGAAAAAGCUCUCAAGGAAAAGGACUGGGAACUCUCUGACUUGUCAGCCAUGAAGGAUGCAAGGAUUUCUGAUCUUGAGAAACAGAUACAACAGGCAGAGGUGACCAUGAAUAGAAUGAAAGAAGACUUUCAGAGAAAUAUUGUUGGUUUUUACCCAGAAAUGUUUUUGUUACUCAGACACAGUGAGAUGGACAGAUAUGGACGUGAGAAAGAGGCAGCUCUCGCCAAGGUAAAGGAAGGGUAUGCAGACAGGGAGCAGUCAUUAUCUGUCACUAUUAGGGAAUUGCAAUCUAACAUUGAGGACAGUCAGGUAGAAAUACGCAAACUACAGUGGGCGAGACAAGACCUGGAGAAAGAAAAGGAUCUACAGACUCAGAAAUUACAAGAUGAGUUGUGUGAGAUGAAGACAAAGUGGGAGAAGCAGGUGACGAAUGUAUCCCGUAGUCAGGUCAAUAAGGAUCUCGAGCUAGAGGCACUCAAAGAAACUGAGGCUAAGAUGAAGACUAACCUUCAGCAAAGGAAGGAAGACAUCGAGAGAUACAAGAAGGAGUUGAGUCUGGCUGCAGAGCGAGAAAAUAGUUUGGAGAGAAGUAAAGCUCAGUUAGAGCUUGACUGGCAGAGACGGUUUGAGGAUCUGGAAAGGCAGCAGUAUGAAAAGUCAGAGGAUUUUGUGAAGAAGCUUACUCGAAGCAGGGACGAUGCAUUGGCGACAGUGAAAGAGAAAGAGCGAGAACUACAGCACAGAGAAACAUUGAUCAGGACACUUUACCAUGACAGAGAGCAGGCCUUAGCCACACUCAGGAAACAUAGCAUUGCUGUUGAAAAAACCAAUAAUGUUGACAUGGAGAAAGUAUGGUUAACAGCAAAUUCUGAGGAUGUUGAACGUCUCCAGAAACAAAAUGACAGCCUCAGGUCAGUUAUCAAGGAAAUGAGGAUGCAGAUGGAAAAUCUUGGCCAGGAACUUCCUGUUUCAGACAGAGACUUGGAGUCAAAGGAAUAUCCUGGAAACAGAGAUAAAGAUUAUGUUGAAAAUCUUCAGCAGGAAAUUCGUUCUUUGAGAAAGAAAACAAGAGAUUUGGAAAAUCUUGUUGAGGAAGGAAAGCGGUAUGGAAAGAUACCUGUCGCAAUCUCGUCUGCCACAGAGCAAGAAGUAAUGACGGAAGUGAAGGACAACCCCACACUCCGACACCAUAUAAGUUCUCUAAAUGAAACCAUUGGUGCACUUAGGUCAGAAAAAGUAGAGCUGUCUGCCCAGGUAAAAAAGCAGCAGGCCAGAAUACAACACCUGGAGAAGUCUGUGGAACAACUCUCUAAGGAGCCUCGCCAAAAGCAAGUAGAGGUGGAUCAACUGAGGUAUGAUCUCAGUGCUAGAGAGAGGCGUAGCCAGGCAGAAAUCGCUAGCAUGAGGCAAAGGGUGUCGGACCUAGAGAUGCAGCUUGCUGAAGCCAGGAAGGAGAGUGAUGAGUAUUACCGCAGCAACCUAGAGAGGAACAUGGAGGUUACAGGACUGCGACAGGAGAUUUCUGCUCUGAAGCUAGAAAUGGCUGACAAGCGACCAACAGUAAAUUUUGGAGCACAGGAGCUAAUGAUACAGCAGCUAGAAGAUGAAAUAUCACGAUUGAGGCAGCAAGCUCCAGAACAAGAAGGGUCUGUGGAUCUUGGACCGCAAGGUCAUGCUAAGGGCAGUGUGGAAGAUCUAAAGCAUAAACUGAAAGGAGCAGCAAAACACAUAGCACAAUUAGCUAAGGAGAAACAACAGCUCAUUGAAAUGGGUAACCGGCUUAGAGCAGACCUCAAGAAAGCAGGCAUUCAACCUUCUCAUGGUCCUCCGAAGUCAGCUCCCUCCACUAACAGUCAAAAUGUUAUGUCACAAGAGAUGCUUAACAGACUAAGUCAGCUGGAACGCCUACAGUAUCAGCUGACGAGGCAGCAGCUGCAAUAUGCCCAGAAGUUUCCACCAUCGAAGCCUGAGGAGAGAGAUUAUUUGGAUUCUGAAAUUGAUGAGAGACCUCCUUCCAUUCUUAAGAAGUCUAUAGAUUUUGCUGAGACUGAUGAUAUCAUAGAUGUACGUGCUAGUUAUGAUACAACAGACUCACGGCGGUCAGGCCUGACAGACUCCUCCAGGGCACCGUCCUAUCAAGGAAAUUCUUCUCAGACUCGGGAACAGUUCCUGAUGAGCAUGUCAUCUGUUGGUGGAGAGUCUCUCCAGGAAAUCUGGAAGAUGAUGGAGGAGAGACCAAGUCCAAGUCCAUUUACACCACAUUAUCUUGACAAACAUGGUGAAUACCCGACCAACAAUACUGACCAAGGCCUGGAUAAUUCAGGAGAACUAAUUCUCAAAGGGAGAAAACCAAGUAUGGAAAUGCGAAGUAAAUCUGACUCAAAGUUAUCUCAAAAAGUUGCUGGAAAGAAAGGGGCUGUGAAAAAUGUGCGAAAACCAAAAAUCCGUAACUAUAAUGAAAAAGGAGUCCAGUGAUUAUAAAUGCUGUUAUUGGGACACAGUUCAGACACACUUGC